Messenger RNA from Acanthosepion pharaonis, 1323 nucleotides. NCBI's taxonomy places the organism in Eukaryota, Metazoa, Mollusca, Cephalopoda, Sepiida, Sepiidae. The record is from the annotation of a GenBank genome assembly.
AUGUCGUCACACGCGCACAAUUACUGCGUUUAUUUUCUAUAUCAUUUUUUCAACAAAGCCACACACACACACAUUCCCUCUCGCUCUCUCAUUUUCGCUUUCUUUUCUGCUUCAUUCUUUCUGUUUCUUGCACGCUCGUUUUCUGCGCAAGCGCACUCGGAACUUUUGUUCGAUACUUUUCACAUCUAUCUAUCUAUCUAUCUAUCUAUCUAUCUAUCUAUCUAUCUAUCUAUUUCAGUUUGUUCGUCACGUUCUUUGUGUGUCUGUGUAUGUCCUAGACUUUUCAUAUCUAUCUAUCUAUCUAUCUAUCUAUCUAUCUAUCUCAAUUUACUUUUCAUAUCUAUCUAUCUAUCUAUCUAUCUAUCUCAAUUUGUUCAUGACGUUCUUUGUGUGUCUGUGUAUGUCCUAGACUUUUCAUAUCUAUCUAUCUAUCUAUCUAUCUAUCUAUCUAUCUCAAUUUACUUUUCAUAUCUAUCUAUCUAUCUAUCUAUCUAUGUUUUUCAUGCCCAUCUAUGUCUGUAUGUCCUAGACUUUUCAUAUCAUUCAUAUCUAUCUAUCUAUCUAUCAUUCAUCUAUCUAUCUAUCAUCUAUCUCAAUUUACUUUUCAAAUCUAUCUAUCUAUCUAUCUAUCUAUCUCAAUUUGUUCAUGAUCUUUUUUGUGUGUCUGUGUAUCCCAGACUUUUUUUAUCUCAUCUAUCUAUCUAUCUAUGUUUUUCAUGCCCAUCUAUCUCAGUUUGUUCCAGACGCUUCAUAUCUAUCUAUCUAUCUAUCUAUCUAUCUAUCUAUUCAUCUAUCUAUCUAUCUCACUUUGUUCAUGACUAUAUUUAUGUAUCUAUCCUAGACUUUUCAAAUCUAUCUAUCUAUCUAUCUAUCUAUCUAUCUAUCUGUCUGUCUGUCUGUCUGUCUGCCUACCUGUCUCGAGAAGAAAAUAACGGUAUUUCACUCAUUCGUUUUGUUUUAAACUCUUUCUUUUCUCUUCCCUUAAUUUAUUUUUUAAAACUACCUCCCCACUCUCCUUUUUUUCUUUUCAUGUUCUCUCCUUCCGGCUCACUCUUUGCACAAUACAUUUAUUCUCCCUCUCCUUUUUUCUUUCUAUAUACCACUCCUUAUUUAUUCUUUAGCCGUAAUCCGUUGUCAUUCAUGCCUCCCUCUUCUUCUUCUUCUUCUUCUUCUUCUUCGUCGUCUUCUUCUUCUUCUUCUUCUUCUUCAUCGUCGUCGUCGUCGUCGUCUUCUUCUUCUUUCUUCUUCUUCUUCUUCUUCUUCUUCUUCUUCUUCUUCUUCUUCUUCUUCAAUCUACGCCAAUGCGGCCAGACUAUCAGCUGA